CGAGCGGUCAGCAGCAGUGGACACAGUCUUGCGCUGCCUGCGGGAGGAGAACAGGUUUCGCUGCCUGAGGGGCUGGAGGGAGGAGAAGUACGAGGUGAUGGCGCGAUGCUGUGACCAGCCCCUCCUGGCGAUGGAGCGCUCGGCUACCAGCCUUUUCGGUGUGAAGCGCUAUGGCGUCCAUGUUAACGGGUUCACGCGCCAGGCGGACGGGCAGCUGACCAUGUGGGUGGCGCGCAGGUCCCUCAGCAAGCCCACCUACCCUGGACUCCUGGACAACAUGGUGGCCGGAGGGGUGGCCUGUCGGACCACCAUCGCAGAGACUCUGGUGAAGGAGUGCAUGGAGGAGGCGUGCAUCCCAGAGUGCAUCGCAAAGCUGGCACGGCCCGUGAGCACUGUCAGCUACACGUAUGAGGACGAUGAGGGGGUCUUCCCAGAGAGCCAGUUUGUGUUUGACCUAGAGGUGCCCCACGAUUUCGCCCCAGAGAUUGGAGAUGGGGAGGUGCAGGCAUUCUACCUGUGGCCCAUGGACAAGGUGAAGGAGGUGCUGGUCAGUGCAGAGUUCAAGCCCAACAGCGCCAUGGUUGUACUGGACUUCCUGCUACGCCACUCCUACUUGCACCCCGACACUGAGCCUUACUAUCAGGAGCUUGUGGUGGGGCUGCACCGGCCACUGGGACCCUGACUGGCAGAAGGCUGCGCCCAGGAACCCCCCCCCCGCGAGCUGGAACCAGCUGCCUGCUGUCCGUUCCCUCUGCAGAUGAGGAAACUUGAGAGCCAGGGUCUCUCAGCUACGGGCAGGGAAAGUGGAGUGUUACUGUCGGAGCUCGUUUGUUUUGAGCCGUAUAGCUCUGUAGCUUCACUCCAGUGCUGAUCCUUUAAUUUGAUAAAAUACCCUUGUUUCCACA
This is a messenger RNA of Lepisosteus oculatus (spotted gar), 905 nucleotides long. NCBI's taxonomy places the organism in Eukaryota, Metazoa, Chordata, Actinopteri, Semionotiformes, Lepisosteidae. The record is from RefSeq and is a predicted model, not a curated record.